Penicillium bovifimosum is the source of this 1299-nucleotide messenger RNA. It is a transcript of the gene sfh5, whose product is annotated as CRAL/TRIO domain protein. Bases 1 to 1299 code for a protein of 432 amino acids. Gene Ontology annotation, molecular function: phosphatidylinositol transfer activity. Gene Ontology annotation, cellular component: cytosol; cortical endoplasmic reticulum; plasma membrane. NCBI's taxonomy places the organism in Eukaryota, Fungi, Ascomycota, Eurotiomycetes, Eurotiales, Aspergillaceae. The transcript has 2 exons. The record is from RefSeq and is a predicted model, not a curated record. Gene Ontology annotation, biological process: Golgi to plasma membrane protein transport; regulation of exocytosis.
AUGUCGGAACAAGUUCCAGUUGAUCAGACUGCGGCUGCGAUUGCGCCCGAGAAGCGCGACGGAGUGGAAGUAGCUGAUAAGCCCGUGGAAGCUCCCGCGGCUAUCGUCGCAAGCAUCGAACCGACUGCAGCUACAGAAGAGCCCGUAAAGGAUGUUGUUGCCGCCCCUACUGCCACUACGGAGCCUGAAGUCGCAAAGCCCGAAGCCGCAAAGCCUGAUGAGCCUAAGGUCGAGAAGCCAGCUUACCUGAGUAAGACCCCGGCACUGGCCGAGUUGUUUGACCGUCUGCCAACCAUCCUUGCACAAACCGGACACAAUGAGAUGUGGGGUGUCAACUUGAAGGACAGCAAUGACAUCCCCACCGUCAACGUGUUGAUCAAGUUCCUGCGCGCAAACGAAUGCAACGCCCAGGCCGCCGAGACCCAGCUCACCAAGGCGCUUCAGUGGCGGAAGGAAGUGAACCCGCUGGCAUUGGCAGAGUCUGCGAGAUUCAGCACUGCCAAAUACGGAGGAUUGGGAUACCUUACCACCUUUGAGGAGAAUGGACGUCCUUUGGUCUUUACUUGGAAUAUCUACGGAGCCGUGAAGGAUAUCACCGCGACAUUCUCGGAUACUGAUGAAUUCGUGCAAUGGCGCGCUGCUCUCAUGGAACUCGCCGUGCAGGACCUCAAGAUGCAGGAUGCCACCGAGGUCAUUGACUAUGAUGGCGAGGAUCCCUACCAAAUGAUCCAAGUGCACGACUACAUGAACGUCAAAUUCUUCCGUAUGGAUCCGUCUGUCCGCGCCGCGACAAAGAAGGUUAUCGAAGUGUUCGCCACGGCAUACCCCGAGCUACUGCGAGAGAAGUUCUUCGUCAAUGUCCCUGCCAUCAUGGGCUGGAUGUUUACCGCCAUGAAGUAUGUCCUCAGCCGCAAUACCACUCGCAAGUUCCACCCCAUCACCAACGGUGUCAAUCUGGCGCGGGAAUUCUCUCCUUCGAUUGCCGAAAAGAUCCCUAAAUCUUAUGGCGGCAAGGGCCCGGAGUUGGCGGAAAAUGCCAGGUUCAUCCCUUUGACCGAAGACAAAGUGGCCGUUUCAGACACGGGCAAAUCUGCUGAGGUGCCUACUGCUGCUGCGGUGCCUAUUACUGCUGAUUCACCGAAGGAACAAACGACCUUGAUGGAAGGAAACUCGAAGGCGGAGGUCGUCAAGGAAUCCCAGGAUGAGGCUGCCAAGGGUGCUGCUCAGGAGCCCACCAAAGCGGACUUCCCCAACGCUGAGUCUCUGAAGGAAGAUCCUGCGAAGGAUGGAGCCCAGUAA